AUGGCCCAUUUGGUCAACCGGUCCACCACUACUAAGAUGGAAUUGUGUCCAUGGGAAUUCAGGAGCUCUUCAAUGAAAUCCAUCAAAAUGCUGGACCAUGGCUUCGUAGCCACUUCCAGUGGUUUAAGCUCUCCAUGGGGUCUCUGCCUGACUGAGCGUGAGGCAGUGCAGGAGUUGAGGGACAUUCUAGGAGAAGUGAGGAGUAGUAUAGAUAGGUUACAGGUCGCUGAACUUCUUCAGCGAUCCUUGAUUGUUUUAGCCGUAGUUCCCCUACGAGUACCCUGUCCUAGUGAGACAUCGACGCCACACUACGACGUAGUUAGCCGAGGUUUGUCGACCUAUCAAGGAUCGCUCUUACCGACGACCCGUACAAACCUCGGAGCAGUUCAAGAUUGUAUGCAACCGGAAAGAAGAGUUACAAGAAGUAUGAGUAGACCAGGAGAAACGGUAGAAGAGACGGAGAGGAGGAUGUUGGAGGAAUUAAGACAAAACUUGGGGCCAUUGCCUGGUGCAAUUGAUACCCCCGAAGGAUCAACCCAAGGAGAUGAUUUUUAUCCACCCCUACCUCUUGAACCACCCCCCCUGCCAACCGGAUUAUCAGAACCACCGACUGUAGGGACAGGUUCAGAAGGGUCGGGACAAACACCGCGACCAAGGGAGAAGAACACGGAAGGUGGACUAAGUUCGGCGGGGAGCGAAGGAGUAGGGAGAGCGGAGGAAGAGGCCACCACUCAGAAAAUGAUGCUGGCGAUGAUGAACAUGAUGAUGGAGAUGAACAGGGACAUGAUAGCGGAGAGGAGACGUCGGGAGGAACAGGAGAAGAAGAAGGAACAGGAGACGGUUGGAGGAAUAGGGGAGAAGAAAGAGGAAGUAAAUCGGGGAGGGGAACGGAGGAGCGAGGAGAAAUGGCAAUCUACGCCGAAGUUCGAGGGCGCGCAAUCGAAGGGCACGAACGGGGGAAGGGCAAUACCAACGGAUGUAGACGAACUAAAUCGUCGUUGGCCGAGACCCAGUGCUGAUGAGGUUUUAAAGCGUCGGGAGGAAGGGAAGUGUACUGGGUGUGGAGAGAGAGGGCAUUACAACCGGGAUUGUCCUGUAAUAGCGGCGAAGGUAAAAGCCGGGAUCAUCCCCUUGAGAUCUUUUGGACAAAAUGCUGGAGGAGAAGGGAGAUUUAGCACGGGAGGAAACGCCGUCCCUCUUGGGGACAGGAAGAAGAUCAAUGCAGUUGGAGGGGAAGAAGCAUGUGUUGGAGAGCGGGGGAUGGACGAGGAGGAAAAAGAUGGGGACCCGUCGCGAUAG
Tremella mesenterica DSM 1558 is the source of this 1299-nucleotide messenger RNA. RefSeq lists its product as uncharacterized. The record is from RefSeq and is a predicted model, not a curated record. The transcript has 5 exons. The coding region runs from base 1 to 1299 and encodes 432 amino acids. Lineage: Eukaryota; Fungi; Basidiomycota; Tremellomycetes; Tremellales; Tremellaceae. Gene Ontology annotation, molecular function: nucleic acid binding; zinc ion binding.